AUGUAUUUUGGUCUCUUUUCUGUUGGUAGUAAUCCAAGCAAUCUUCAUGGAGAGAUCAAUCCUUUCAAUGGGAAGCUAUUCUCGGACAAAUAUUUUGACAUUCUCAAGAAGAGAGUUGAGCUACCAGUAUGGGAGUACAGAGAAAAAUUCAUGGAAACCAUGAAGGAAAAACAAGCUUUUGUUCUUGUUGGCAAGACUGGAUCUGGUAAAACAACCCAGAUUCCACAGUGGUGUCUUGAAACUCGCAUCGACAAAUGCAAAUGUGUGGCUUGUACGCAGCCCAGGAGGGUUGCUGCCAUGAGUCUUGCUCAGCUUGUACAUGUAGCUGACGAAUUGGAUGUCACCAUAGGUCAGGAGGUUGGUUACACAAUCCGAUUUGAAGAAUGCACUAGUCCUCGCACUAUAUUGAAGUACAUGACAGAUGGUAUGUUGUUGCGUGAGGCUAUGACUGAUUCUCUACUAGAUCAUUAUGCAGUCAUUCUUCUUGAUGAGGCUCACGAGAGAACUCUUGCUACUGUUAUCCUCAUGGGUCUACUGAAAGAGGUACAGUGUGUGCAUGCAUCUGGAGAUUUCAUAUUCUUCUAACAAGUACCACAGUAUAGCCAACAAA
Stylophora pistillata is the source of this 610-nucleotide messenger RNA. Its product is annotated as putative pre-mRNA-splicing factor ATP-dependent RNA helicase PRP1. Gene Ontology annotation, molecular function: RNA binding; helicase activity. Gene Ontology annotation, cellular component: intracellular anatomical structure; spliceosomal complex. Lineage: Eukaryota; Metazoa; Cnidaria; Anthozoa; Scleractinia; Pocilloporidae. The record is from RefSeq and is a predicted model, not a curated record.